Messenger RNA from Capsella rubella, 2308 nucleotides. RefSeq names its product 3-ketoacyl-CoA synthase 4. The coding region runs from base 541 to 2079 and encodes 512 amino acids. Gene Ontology annotation, molecular function: acyltransferase activity, transferring groups other than amino-acyl groups. The transcript has a single exon. The record is from RefSeq and is a predicted model, not a curated record. Gene Ontology annotation, cellular component: membrane. NCBI's taxonomy places the organism in Eukaryota, Viridiplantae, Streptophyta, Magnoliopsida, Brassicales, Brassicaceae. Gene Ontology annotation, biological process: fatty acid biosynthetic process.
CUAAUUUUAAAAACAUAUGGUGAUUUCUUUUCUAAAAAGGAAACAAAAUGAAAAGAACAAAAAAAACAGCUCACGACGCAUCAUCACGUUUCCCGGUUCUGUUGUCUUCUCGUAUAUAUUAAUUUGGUGUGUGAGUGAGUGCUGCUUCGUCAAGAUUCGUUUCAAAUAAUAAAACGUGGACCCCGACCGUCUCCUCCUCCACCACCACCACCUUUGGUUUCCGUUUCUCGAAACCAUCUCUAUUUCUGGGUUUUUCUUUUUUCGUUUUUGUUUCCCUCUCCGUUUCUUUCGUUUUCAAACUCCCCCCACCAAAACCCUAGUUUUCUGACAUUUCUCUACUUCCUGGGUUUUCUCAAGUCCAGCUCGUUUUAUUCCAUUUCGAAACUCUGCGUGUUUUGGUGGGUCUUUUCGUCAAAGUUGUCUCCUUUACGGUCCUUUUCACCAGCGCCUGUAUAUAAAAAAAGGACGACUCAAUUUCUUAAAGUCACAUUUUUCCGUAAAAAUUCAGACUCUCUGUUCUUUAUCUGUUAGUGCUUCACAAUGGACGGUGCCGGAGAAUCACGAAGCGGCGGUGAUGGCUCAGUUGGGGUACAGAUCCGACAAGCACGGCGGCUACCGGAUUUUCUCCAGAGCGUGAAUCUCAAGUAUGUAAAAUUGGGUUACCAUUACUUAAUCUCCAAUCUCUUAACUCUCUGUUUGUUCCCUCUCGCCGUUGUUAUCUCCGUCGAAGCUUCUCAGACGAACCCGGACGAUCUCAAACAACUCUGGAUCCAUCUCCAGUACAAUCUGGUUAGUAUCAUCAUCUGCUCCGCGUUCCUUGUCUUCGGAUUAACCGUCUAUGUCAUGACCAGGCCUAGACCCGUUUACUUGGUUGAUUUCUCCUGUUAUCUCCCGCCUGAUCACCUCAAAGCUCCUUACUCUCGUUUCAUGGAGCAUUCUAAACUCACCGGAGAUUUCGAUGACUCUUCUCUCGAGUUUCAACGCAAGAUCCUUGAGCGUUCUGGUUUAGGGGAAGACACUUAUGUCCCUGAAGCUAUGCAUUAUGUUCCUCCCAGAAUUUCAAUGGCUGCUGCUAGAAAAGAAGCUGAACAGGUCAUGUUUGGUGCUUUAGAUAACCUUUUCGCAGACACUAAUGUGAAUCCGAAGGAUAUUGGAAUCCUUGUUGUGAAUUGUAGUCUCUUUAAUCCGACACCUUCGUUAUCUGCGAUGAUUGUCAACAAGUAUAAGCUCAGAGGUAACAUUAGAAGCUACAACCUCGGCGGUAUGGGUUGCAGUGCUGGAGUUAUUGCGGUGGAUCUCGCUAAAGACAUGUUGUUGGUACACAGGAACACUUAUGCGGUUGUUGUCUCAACUGAGAACAUCACUCAGAACUGGUAUUUCGGUAACAAGAAAUCGAUGUUGAUACCGAAUUGCUUGUUUCGAGUUGGUGGCUCUGCGGUUUUGCUAUCAAACAAGUCCAAGGACAAGAGACGGUCUAAGUACAGGCUUGUACAUGUUGUCAGGACUCACCGUGGAGCAGACGAUAAAGCUUUCCGUUGCGUUUAUCAAGAACAGGACGAUACAGGAAGAACCGGGGUCUCUUUGUCCAAAGAUCUAAUGGCGAUUGCAGGGGAGACUCUCAAAACCAAUAUCACAACAUUGGGUCCUCUUGUUCUACCGAUAAGCGAGCAGAUUCUCUUCUUUGUGACUCUAGUUGUGAAGAAGCUUUUCAACGGUAAAGUUAAACCGUAUAUCCCGGAUUUCAAACUUGCUUUUGAGCAUUUCUGUAUCCAUGCUGGUGGAAGAGCAGUGAUAGAUGAGCUAGAGAAGAAUCUGCAGCUUUCACCUGUUCAUGUUGAGGCUUCCAGGAUGACUCUUCAUCGAUUUGGGAACACAUCUUCCAGCUCCAUCUGGUAUGAAUUGGCUUACAUUGAAGCCAAAGGAAGGAUGCGAAGAGGUAAUCGCGUAUGGCAAAUUGCGUUUGGGAGCGGAUUUAAAUGUAACAGCGCCAUUUGGGAAGCGUUAAGGCAUGUGAAACCUUCGAACAACAGUCCUUGGGAAGAUUGUAUUGACAAGUAUCCGGUAACGUUGAGUUAUUAGGCUUUGUUCGAGGACCUGGCAUUGUAACUUCGAAACUCACAUCCAUGGUUGUUUUCUUUUUAUAGAAGAAGACCCUAGGUUUGAUAUCUGACAAUGUCAAUGUGAUUGUUGUUGUUUCUUAUGUGUUUGGGAGAUUUUGUGAUAUUUGAGUUACAUCAGCGUCAGAUCUUAGAUGUGUAAUGACGAACUCAGAAAAAAAAAAUGCAAAAUAAAAUGUUCUUUGUUAUUA